Medicago truncatula (barrel medic) is the source of this 2050-nucleotide messenger RNA. Its product is annotated as cyclase-associated protein 1. The transcript has 10 exons. The record is from RefSeq and is a predicted model, not a curated record. Bases 184 to 1602 code for a protein of 472 amino acids. Gene Ontology annotation, molecular function: actin binding; adenylate cyclase binding. Gene Ontology annotation, biological process: cytoskeleton organization; actin filament organization. Gene Ontology annotation, cellular component: cytoplasm. NCBI's taxonomy places the organism in Eukaryota, Viridiplantae, Streptophyta, Magnoliopsida, Fabales, Fabaceae.
ACGUGUGGCGCCAAAAAAUUCUUUUGAGCAUCUUCUCAAAUAAAAAAACACAAACAAGUACACACAACACAACGCACAAAGUAAGAUAGAUAAAGUGCUUUUCCUUCGUUAAAGAAUUAACGGAUUCAAAAUCUGAAGUGGUACCAGAUCUGUGUCAUUUCAUUUCUCUGCCACUGAAUCAUCAUGGAUGAAACUCUCAUAAAGCGAUUGGAAUCGGCGGUAACACGCUUAGAAGCAUUAUCCACCGGAAUCCACCAUUCCUCUUCGGCGUCCGACGCCUCCGAUGCGGCUUCCGAUCCAUCCGUUGUUGCAUUCGUCGAUCUGAUCGACCAAUACGUCAGUAGGCUUUCGAAAGCUGCCGAUAUUAUUGGUGGACAGGUGCUGGAUGUCACCAAUAGGGUAAAAGAAGCUUUUUCUGUUCAGAAAGAGCUUUUGAUUAAGCUCAAACAAACUCAGAAACCUGACCCUGCUGGGCUGGCGGAAUUUCUGAAACCAUUGAAUGAAGUGAUCAUGAAAGCUUCUUCAUUGACUGAAGGAAGGAGAUCUGAUUUUUUUAAUCACUUGAAGGCUGCUGUAGACAGUCUCUCAGCUCUAGCAUGGAUUGCAUUUACUGGGAAGGAUUGUGGUAUGAGUAUGCCCAUUGCACAUGUGGAAGAAAGUUGGCAAAUGGCUGAGUUUUAUAGCAACAAGGUACUUGUAGAGUACAGAAACAAAGACCCAAACCAUGUUGAGUGGGUCAAAGCUCUGAAAGAGUUGUAUCUACCUGGUUUGAGGGAUUAUGUGAAGAGCUUUCAUCCUUUAGGCCCUGUAUGGAGUCAAACUGGAAAAGUAUUUGCUCCAUCAAAAGUUAAUGCUUCUGCUGCACCUGCUGCACCUUCUGCCCCUCCUCCUCCGCCUGCGUCUCUCUUUAGUUCUGAAUCAUCUCAGGCUUCAUCUUCUAAACCAAAAGUGGGGAUGUCCGCUGUUUUUCAAGAGAUUGGCACAGGAAAUGUCACAGCAGGUCUGAGAAAGGUUACGGAUGAUAUGAAGACUAAGAAUCGUGCAGAUAGAUCUGGAGUUGUUGGCAAUUCUGUAAAAGAAAGUCAAGCUGCUCCACGUGCAUUUUCUAAAGUAGGACCUCCAAAGUUAGAACUUCAAAUGGGCCGCAAGUGGGUUGUUGAGAAUCAAAUUGACCAGAAAAGCUUGGUCAUUGAAGAUUGUGAUUCAAAGCAGUCUGUAUAUGUUUAUGGAUGUAAAAACUCUGUGUUGCAGAUUCAAGGCAAGGUCAACAAUAUAACUAUUGACAAUUGCAAAAAGACGGGAGUUGUAUUUAAGGAUGUUGUUGCAGCUUUUGAGGUCGUAAACAGUAAUGGGGUUGAGGUUCAAUGCCAGGGUUCUGCUCCUACAAUUUCGGUGGACAAUACUUCUGGCUGCCAAAUAUAUCUGAGCAAAGACUCAUUAGAAACAUCCAUAUCUACAGCAAAGUCCAGUGAGAUCAAUGUAUUAGUUCCAAAUGUUGAGUCUGAUGGUGAUUGGGUGGAACAUUCUUUACCACAACAGUACAUUCAUUUAUUCAAGGAAGGCCGUUUUGAAACAACUCCAGCUUCUCACUCUGGAGGUUAAAUUGAUUGGCAAUUGAGAGUUUCUUAUCAUUUUUAUAUCAUCUUUCUUUGGAUUGCUGUGGGAGUGCCUUCAAUUCCUUGUUUCUCUGAUUCAUUUACUAAUACAAUCAUACAUAUAUAUUUGUUUACCACUCUUUCUUGACUGCAUGUGCUUGUUAUUUUUCCGAUGGCUUGUUGAACCAUCGGAAACAUCCAUAUUUUUUUUGGGGUGUGUGUCAGAGUUUUGAUUCUGCUCGAGCUUUUUCUUUUGUUCGUUGCAUUAUGCAAUUGAACUAUUAGGUUUUAGAGGACCCAUAUAUUUAUCUUGAUAUCUUGGUUUGAUUCUCAAAGUUUUGCAUAUUUUUGAGCACUGAACAAUGAUUUACUUGAUGAUUUCUGAAAAUUGUUUUUCCGUCUGUUUGAGUAUAAUUAUUACCCCAGUUUGUAACGAGAAAAUAACGAGUUGAUGA